UCAUUUCGGUCUCCUGUGUACCGACCAGGGGAAUACUCGCCCGUAUCCCCUCGAGUUUUUGCAUCUCCCAGAAUCGGAGAUUGAUCAGGCAGCCCGACCGCCGUUCUGUCCUGGGGACAUCUGACUACCUUACCUAACGGAACUGGGGGAGUCUCUUCUUUUAGCCGACGGGAUCCUGCGUCGGCCGCAGAUUCAAUUGCGUCUUAUGCCACAUUGACGAUACAGAACGAACUGCAAUCAUGUCUGGAUAUCCCGGUGGUGGCCACCACGAUUAUGAUGAUGGCUAUGGUCAGCGAGGCCAAGGAAACCAGGGCAACAACCAGAACAACAACGGAGCCGAUUCGUACUACCAAGAUAAUGACCAGUACUACUACGACAACAACAACAACAACAACAACAACAACACAAACAACAACAAUGCCUAUGACACUCGCGGAGGACAGCAAGAUGGCUACUAUGAUGAAUCUGGCUACUACAAUGCCGAUCCAAACAAUCCAUACCAGCAGGAUGGCGGAUACUACGAUGGCCAAGAUCAGUACCAGGAUGACUACUACAAUGCCCAGAACAAUAGCAACAAUGGCGGCUACUAUGACCAGGAUUAUAACCAGGGCUACGAUAAUCGAGGCCGCCGUCAUGGAACCGAGGACGAUUCUGAAACUUUCAGCGACUUCACCAUGAGAUCGGACAUGGCCCGAGCUACCGACAUGGACUACUAUGGUCGCGGCGAUGAAAGGUACAACAGCUACGGCGAACCGACGGGUGGUCGAGGCUACCGGCCGCCUUCAUCUCAGAUUUCGUAUGCCGGCAAUCGCUCAUCUGGUGCGUCCACUCCGAAUUACGGAAUGGACUAUGCCAACGCGCUCCCUGCCGGUCAGCGCUCUCGUGAGCCGUAUCCUGCCUGGACUUCGGACGCUCAAAUUCCGCUUUCGAAGGAAGAGGUCGAGGAUAUUUUCCUCGACCUGGCCGCCAAGUUUGGCUUCCAACGCGACAGCAUGCGGAAUAUGUAUGACCACCUGAUGACGCUUCUCGACUCCAGGGCUUCCCGCAUGACGCCGAACCAAGCACUCCUAUCCCUGCACGCGGACUACAUUGGCGGUGACAAUGCGAACUACCGCAAGUGGUAUUUCGCCGCGCAUCUGGAUCUCGACGAUGCUGUUGGGUUCGCCAAUAUGAAAGGGAAAGGUUUCCACCGAAAAUCCAAAAAGAACAAGAAGCAGAAGGAGGCGCAGACGGAAGAUGAGGCACUGGCCGAGCUUGAGAGUGAUAACAGCCUCGAGGCAGCCGAGUACCGCUGGAAGACUCGCAUGAACCGCAUGUCACAGCACGAUCGUGUCCGGCAAAUCGCACUUUAUCUCCUCUGUUGGGGUGAAGCCAACCAGGUCCGAUUCAUGCCAGAGUGUCUGUGCUUCAUCUUCAAGUGCGCCGACGACUACCUCAACUCCCCCGCUUGUCAGAAUCUUGUCGAACCGGUGGAGGAGUUCACUUUCCUGAACAACGUCAUCACGCCACUUUACCGAUACUGCCGAGAUCAAGGGUACGAAAUCCUAGACGGAGUCUACGUGCGUCGUGAACGCGACCACAGCCAGAUCAUCGGCUAUGAUGAUUGCAAUCAAUUGUUCUGGUACCCGGAAGGCAUCGAGCGCAUCGUGCUGGAAGACGGCACCCGGCUGGUCGACCUUUCUCCUGCAGAGCGGUACCUGAAGUUCAGCGAGAUCAAUUGGAAGAAGUGCUUCUUCAAAACGUACAAGGAAUCCCGUUCGUGGUUCCAUCUCCUCGUCAACUUUAACCGCAUCUGGAUCAUCCACAUCACCGUGUUCUGGUUCUACACCGCCUUCAACUCGCCCAGUCUCAUUGUAGGCCCAUCAUACGAACAGCAAGUCAACCAACCUCCCGACCCUGCCCGAUAUUGGUCUAUUGUGGCUCUGGGCGGCAGCAUCGCCUCUUUGAUCCAAAUUCUGGCAACGCUUGCUGAAUGGGCCUAUGUUCCUCGCCGAUGGGCCGGUGCUCAGCACCUAACGAAGCGGCUUCUUUUCCUCAUUCUUAUCUUCGCCAUCAAUGUCGGACCAAGCGUCUACAUCCUCGGCAUUGCCGGGCCAGAAGAGCGUCCCGCUCAUAUUCUCGGCAUUGUUCAGUUUUUCAUUGCGUUGGCGACCUUCCUCUUCUUCGCCGUCAUGCCUUUGGGAGGACUGUUCGGCAGUUACCUCGCGAAUAACUCUCGCAAAUAUGUCGCCAGUCAGACCUUCACCGCCAGCUGGCCUCGUCUUGGUGCGAACGCAAUGGCCAUGUCAUUUGGUCUUUGGGCCAUCAUCUUCGGUGCCAAGUUGGGUGCGUCUUACGCAUACCUAACACUUUCAUUCCGCGACCCCAUUCGAUAUCUCUCCAUCAUGAAGAUCGAGUGUCUGGGCGACAACCUUUUUGGCGACGUCCUGUGCAGGCAGCAACACAACAUUCUGCUGGGGCUGAUGUCCUUUACCGAUCUCAUCUUCUUCUUCCUGGACACCUAUCUCUGGUACGUGCUCAUGAACACCGUCUUCUCAAUCGCACGGUCGUUCUACAUUGGUUCUUCGAUCUGGACCCCUUGGAGGAACAUCUUUUCUCGCUUGCCGAAGCGUAUUUAUUCCAAGGUUCUUGCCACAGGGGACAUGGAAAUUAAGUACAAGCCCAAAGUCCUCAUCUCGCAAGUAUGGAACGCCAUUGUGAUCUCCAUGUAUCGCGAGCAUCUUCUCGCGAUUGAUCACGUUCAGAAGCUGCUCUAUCACCAAGUUCCUUCGGAGCAAGAAGGCAAGCGGACGCUCCGAGCGCCAACAUUCUUCGUCUCUCAAGAGGACCACUCGUUCAACACGGAAUUCUUUCCCGCCAAUAGCGAGGCCGAACGUCGACUUUCUUUCUUCGCCCAGUCGUUAUCAACCCCGAUCCCGGAGCCCCUCCCUGUUGACAACAUGCCAACGUUCUCUGUCCUCAUUCCCCAUUACAGCGAGAAGAUCCUGCUUUCGCUUAGGGAAAUUAUCCGUGAAGAUGAACCGUACUCCCGUGUUACCCUCCUGGAGUAUCUGAAGCAGUUACACCCCCAUGAAUGGGACUGUUUUGUCAAGGAUACCAAGAUCCUGGCAGAUGAGACAUCGCAGUUCAACGGUGACCUUGAGAAGAACGAGAAGGACGCUGCCAAGAGCAAGAUCGAUGAUCUUCCCUUCUAUUGCAUAGGCUUCAAGUCAUCCGCUCCCGAGUACACGUUGCGGACUCGCAUCUGGGCGUCGCUACGCUCGCAGACUCUCUAUCGCACGAUAUCUGGCUUCAUGAACUAUAGCAGAGCCAUCAAGCUACUAUAUCGUGUGGAGAACCCAGAGGUCGUGCAGAUGUUUGGUGGCAACUCGGACAAGCUUGAAAGGGAGUUGGAGCGCAUGGCCCGUCGCAAGUUCAAACUCAUCGUCUCCAUGCAGCGUUACGCCAAGUUCAAGAAGGAAGAGAUGGAGAACGCCGAGUUCCUGUUGAGAGCAUAUCCGGAUUUGCAGAUUGCCUACUUGGACGAGGAACCCCCCUUGGCCGAGGGCGACGAGCCCCGUCUGUACUCGGCGCUUAUUGACGGCCACUCGGAAAUCAUGGGGAACGGCAUGCGGCGGCCCAAGUUCCGGAUUCAGCUGUCUGGCAACCCUGUGCUCGGGGACGGGAAGUCCGACAACCAAAACCACUCGUUGAUUUUCUACCGUGGCGAGUAUAUCCAACUCAUCGACGCCAACCAGGACAACUAUCUUGAGGAGUGCCUCAAGAUUCGAAGUGUACUAGCUGAGUUCGAAGAGAUGAAGACGACCAAUGUCUCGCCGUAUACUCCUGGUGUGAAGGAGAACGCGACCUCCCCGGUUGCUAUUCUGGGAGCACGCGAGUACAUCUUCUCUGAAAAUAUCGGCAUUCUGGGCGAUGUCGCUGCUGGCAAGGAACAGACGUUCGGUACGCUGUUUGCCCGCACGCUUGCUCAGAUUGGCGGUAAGCUGCAUUAUGGACAUCCUGACUUCCUGAACGGCAUUUUCAUGACAACUCGAGGCGGUGUGUCCAAGGCUCAGAAGGGCUUGCAUCUCAACGAGGACAUCUAUGCUGGCAUGACCGCCAUCCUCCGGGGCGGUCGCAUCAAGCAUUGCGAGUACUACCAGUGCGGCAAAGGACGUGACUUGGGUUUCGGGUCCAUUCUCAACUUCACCACCAAGAUUGGCACAGGCAUGGGCGAGCAGAUGCUCUCACGGGAGUAUUACUAUCUCGGCACUCAGCUGCCGCUUGAUCGUUUCCUCUCUUUCUACUAUGCGCACGCUGGCUUCCACUUGAACAACAUCUUCAUCAUGCUCUCGAUUCAGAUGUUCAUGAUCUGCCUGCUCAACCUUGGCGCCCUCACGUACGAGACGCAAGCCUGCGAGUACAACAGACAAGUGCCCAUCACGGACCCUCUCUUUCCUACGAAGUGCCAGAACACGGCGGCGAUUACCGACUGGGUUUUCCGCAGCGUCCUGUCGAUCAUUUUCGUCAUCUUCUUGUCUUGGAUUCCGCUCAUUGUGCAGGAACUAACAGAGCGAGGCUUCUGGCGGGCAAUCAAGCGGCUUGUCAAGCAGAUUCUCUCUCUUUCUCCGUUCUUCGAAGUCUUUGUUUGCCAGAUUUACGCAAAUUCGGUACUACAAGAUCUCUCGUUUGGCGGCGCCAGGUACAUCGGCACGGGUCGUGGUUUCGCCACAGCACGCAUCCCCUUCGGCGUACUCUACUCUCGUUUCGCCGGGCCGUCCAUCUAUUUCGGCGCUCGCCUCUUGAUGAUGCUUCUUUUUGCGACGUUGACGGUGUGGCAAGCGGCGCUUGUGUACUUCUGGAUUACACUCAUGGCGCUCGUCAUCUCCCCCUUCCUUUAUAACCCGCACCAGUUCGCCUGGAAUGAUUUCUUCAUCGACUAUCGAGACUUCCUCCGCUGGCUGUCUCGUGGCAACUCGCGAUCGCACGCUUCGUCCUGGAUUGCCUUCUGCCGCCUCUCACGUACCCGCAUCACCGGCUACAAGCGAAAGGUUCUGGGCGACCCUUCGAGCAAGCUCUCCGGCGAUGUCCCUCGUGCGGCUAUCACAAACCUGUUCUGGGGCGAGAUCGCAACCCCUUUUCUGCUGGUCGCCGUCACUGGCAUCCCAUUCCUCUAUAUCAACGCGCAGACGGGAGUGAAUGAAGACAACAAUCCGGACGUGGACCUCCAAGCCACAGACUCGCUUAUUAGGCUGGGCCUAGUAGCAUUCUUCCCGAUUGUGGUCAACGCCGGUGCGCUCGCCGUCUUCUUCGCCAUGGCUUGUUUCAUGGGACCUCUCCUCAGCAAAUGCUGUAAGAAGUUCGGCAGCGUCUUGGCGGCUAUCGCACACGCCAUCGCUGUGAUCAUGCUCCUCGUCUCGUUUGAGGUUAUGUUCCUACUCGAGGGAUUCAACUUCUCUCGGACGCUUUCUGGCAUGAUUGCUGUCGUCGCAAUCCAACGCUUCAUCUUCAAGCUCAUCAUCUCACUCAGCCUCACUCGUGAGAUGAAGAGCGAUCAGGCCAAUGUCGCCUUCUGGACAGGGAAGUGGUACUCCAUGGGCUGGCAUUCCGUGUCCCAGCCUGCCCGUGAGUAUCUCUGCAAAAUCACGGAAUUGACCAUGUUUGCGGCGGACUUUGUCCUGGGUCACUUCUUGCUGUUCUUCAUGUUGCCGAUCAUAUUGAUUCCCAAGGUCGACAUGGUUCAUUCGAUGAUGCUCUUCUGGCUUCGCCCCAGCCGGCAGAUUCGCCCUCCCAUCUACUCGAUGAAGCAGUCCAAGCUGAGGCGCAAGCGUGUUUUCCGAUACGCGGUGCUCUACUUCCUCAUGUUCAUCGUCUUCGUCGGCCUGAUCGCUGGACCUAUUGUCGUUGGCAGAGAAGGCUUGUUACCUGACAAUCUGGACGAGACGCUCAGUAUCGGAAAUAUUUAUCUGAUGCAACCCACCGGCUUGGAUAACGACAACACGGAGGGUGAAAGGGAGACGGGUAUCGACGCCCCCGACUACUCGGGUGUCCAUACGCCCACGCCGGCGGCAGACGACGCUGCGUAAGCGGAUUCCAGAGACAGGAUUCGUCUCUUUUGAAGACGCUCCGCAACUAAGUGGCCGGGCCAUCAGUGUACGUAACAUAGGAGAGGCUGAGGGCACACUUGACAGUGUUCCGGGUUCUACUUGUCCUCAGGCCUUUCCGUGAUGGACGUUCAUGUCAGGACUUACGCCAUGUGCGUUAAUAUCGCUAGCUGGUUUUCAUGCACUUUGCUCUAUUUUCUUCUUGUUUUCUGGGGUUUGGGAGGCAUUAGAGGUUCAUGACUAUUGAUUCCUAUACAGUACUUAAGUAGUUGGUAGUAUAUUGCGCUAUGCGUCUAUCUUAUCUACCGGCAAAUAUAUUUCGUUCUUUUUU
Sodiomyces alkalinus F11 is the source of this 6414-nucleotide messenger RNA. RefSeq names its product beta-1,3-glucan synthase catalytic subunit. The transcript has 4 exons. Gene Ontology annotation, cellular component: plasma membrane; 1,3-beta-D-glucan synthase complex. The record is from RefSeq and is a predicted model, not a curated record. The coding region runs from base 240 to 6065 and encodes 1941 amino acids. Gene Ontology annotation, biological process: fungal-type cell wall polysaccharide biosynthetic process; (1->3)-beta-D-glucan biosynthetic process. Gene Ontology annotation, molecular function: 1,3-beta-D-glucan synthase activity. Lineage: Eukaryota; Fungi; Ascomycota; Sordariomycetes; Glomerellales; Plectosphaerellaceae.